AGCUGUCUUCAGCACUAUAACCACAUCCCGUUACACUGGGGGGAUAGCCUAGCCCCACGAGGAAUAACCAGAGGAAUAGCCCUAGUUUUACACAAUGCUAUCAAGUGGAUGGACAGCACACAAAACCCUCUUGUUGAUGAACUGAGAAGGGUUGAGAAGAUUUAAUCUAGACUGGGGCUGCAUCUUGGAUCUUGGCUCUUUCAGAAAUGCCGGGGCUAACGAGGAGCUGUGUUUUUUGGGUUGUGUCUGCCAUCCUUCUGACAGGAUACUUUGACACAGAUGCUUCGCAUGGAGUUGCUGUGGAUGGUGGUUUGGUAGUGAAACAAGUGAAAUCUCAAGACCCCUCUGGGAUUUCAAGCCAACUGGAGUCAGAUGYAGGUCUGGAGGCUUUGACCCACAAGACACACAAAGGAAAGGGUGCUAUUUCUAGAAGAAAGCGGAAUAUUCUUUUUCCCAGUGGAGUGAAGCUUUGUUCUCAAGAGACUGUAGACCAAGCGAUAGAAAACCACCUGAAGUACUUUCACCAGCGAGUGUGUCAGGAGACGGUGUGGGAGGCGUUCAAGAUCUUCUGGGACCGUCUACCUGAGAGAGAUGAGUACCAGGCCUGGGUUAACUUAUGUCAGGAUGGAACUGUCAGCGUGAUGGAGAUUGGCAGCAACUUCAGCCGAUCAGAGGAGCACGUCUCUCUUGUUAGGGCUAGAGUGGUGAUGACUGCUACUCCGAAUAGUCCAACUGCGGCAACUCCACCAGAAUUGGCCACCACCCAAAAAGAUAAUGAAGUCAUUGUCGUACAGCCAGACACCUUCCCAACCUUGCGAGGAGAUGUUGACAUCAUUCCUGUCACUACUGCAGAACYAGUUGAGGAGGUCACAGAGAUGGUCCUGCCAGAAACGACUGGCUAUGUGACUGAAGAUGCUGACAUCGACGUCACCUCAGAGACCGACGAUACAAUACAGGAGAUAGGAGAGGACGCCACUACCGAAGCUGCCUUUGACGUCAACUCCGAAACAGCAGUUGAAGUCAUUGCUGAGRCUAGUGAUGAGGCUGUCCAGGAGGUUAAUAUGGCUGCUGUUGAGGAGACAUCCGAUGCUACCUCAGAUGACACUGUGGAGAUCAAACCUGAACCUAUUGUCACUGUCAUCCACGAGCCCAUUAAUGAGGUUAUUGGGAAAAUGGAUGAGGAAGUAAUCUCAGAUACCACACACAAUACAGUGGAGGAGGCAGAAGACGCUGCUGCUGAGGUCCCACCAGAAGCUGCCAUUGAGAUCCCUGCAGAGGUCACAUCAGAGGCUGCCGUUGAGAUCCCUGCAGAGGUCCCUUCAGAAGCUGCCAUCGAGAUGCCUGUUGGGUCCACAGACAAGGAUAUGACAGAACCUGAAAUAAAAUCUAUUCCAGAAACUUCUUUGGAGGACAUUUCUGAAACCACUUCUGAAGCGCCUUCGGAGUCUGCCACAGAAAUCACUUCAGAUACCAUAGACAAGAGAUCACAGGAGGGCGCCACAGAAAUCACUUCAGAUACCAUAGACAAGGAGAUCACAGAGGGUGCUACAGAAAUCACUUCAGAUACCAUAGACAAGGAGAUCACAGAGGGCGCCACAGAAAUCACUUCAGAUACCAUAGACAAGGAGAUCACGGGUGCUACAGAAAUCACUUCAGAUACCAUAGACAAGGAGAUCACAGAGGGUGCUACAGAAAUCACUUCAGAUACCAUAGACAAGGAGAUCACGGGUGCUACAGAAAUCACUUCAGAUACCAUAGACAAGGAGAUCACAGAGGGUGCUACAGAAAUCACUUCAGAUACAUAG
Molecule: messenger RNA, 1805 nt
Organism: Salvelinus sp. IW2-2015
Lineage: Eukaryota; Metazoa; Chordata; Actinopteri; Salmoniformes; Salmonidae
Product: interphotoreceptor matrix proteoglycan 2
Biological process (GO): visual perception
Molecular function (GO): hyaluronic acid binding; heparin binding
Source: RefSeq, a predicted model, not a curated record